Linum tenue is the source of this 1968-nucleotide messenger RNA. NCBI's taxonomy places the organism in Eukaryota, Viridiplantae, Streptophyta, Magnoliopsida, Malpighiales, Linaceae. The record is from the annotation of a GenBank genome assembly.
AUGCUACAAGCGGCGGGACUGAGGUCUCUAACCUCGCUGUGGUCCGCCCGUCGUAUUGUUUCACUUCUUCCGUCCCGUACCGAUGGUGGGUUCGCACAAGAAACCCGGAAACUGGAAGCGCCUCAAGUUUUCGCCUCGAAAGUCAGGUGGAUUCUUUCGGCCAGCGGUCUGCCUCCACCCGAAUGGAUAGAGCCCUUCCAUGAUCUUUCUGACGUAGCAUGUAGAUCUUCUCAUCAGCUUAAACCAUCUCCGUGGGUCAACCAGAUACUCGGGCUUUUGGACAGUUCUUCGGGUAUGGAGUCCAAUCUCGACUCUUUCUGUACCAAGUUCUUGAUCAAGCUGUCUCCAAAUUUCGUGUGUUUUGUUUUGAAGUCUGUGGAGUUAGAGAAAAAGCCUGAAAUUGCUGUGAGGUUCUUCGCUUGGGCUGUUAAGCAAACUAGGUAUGCUCACAGCCUUGAAUGCUACGUUUCUCUUAUUGGUGUUUUGGCUGGAAAUGUCGAUUUGGAUGGAGUGAAACGUGUGUUUCUGGAGUUGAGGCAAAAGGGUUUCUUGAUGACUGUUUCACCCGCAAAUUCUUUGAUUAAGAGCUUUGGGAGUUUAGGAAUGGUGGAGGAGUUAUUGUGGGUGUGGCGUGGGAUGAAGGAAAAUGGCAUUGAACCGAGUCUAUUUACUUACAAUUUUCUGGUGAGUGGUUUAGUUAAAGCAUCGUAUAUAGAGUCUGCGGAGCAUGUUUUUGAGGCCAUGAGUAAUGGAAAGAUUCAACCAGAUGUUGUUACUUAUAAUACAUUGAUUAAAGGGUAUUGCCAAGUGGGCAAAACCCGGAAGGCCUUUGAAAGAUUGAGAGACAUGGAAUCGACAAACUUGCCAGCAGACAAGAUCACUUACAUGACACUGAUUCAAGCAUGUUAUGGGGAGAGUGAUGUUGAUACGUGUUUGUCUUUGUAUCAUGAAAUGUGCGAAAGGGGGCUGGAGAUCCCGCCUCAUGCAUAUAGCUUAGUGAUCGGAGGGCUUUGUAAAGAAGGGAGAUGUAUCGAAGGGUAUACUGUUUUCGAGAAUAUGAUUCAAAAGGGAUGCAAGCCUAACGUUGCAAUAUACACGGCUUUGAUUGACUCCAAUGCAAAAAUUGGUAACACAGGAGAGGCAAUGCUGCUCUUUGAGAGGAUGAAAAGGGAAGGGCUUGAACCAGAUGAGGUUACUUAUGGUGUCAUUAUCAAUUGCCUGUGUAAGAGUGGGAGGUUGGAAGAGGCGAUUAGUUAUUUGGACUUCUGUAAAGAAAAUGGAGUGGCAGUAAAUGCUAUAUUUUACUGCAGUUUGAUUGAUGGUCUCGGCAAGGCUGGGAGAGUCGAUGAAGCAAAGAGACUAUUCAAUGAGAUGAGGGAAGAAGGUUGUCUGCCUGAUUCAUAUUGUUAUAAUGCUCUGAUUGAUGCACUUGCCAAAUGUGGUAAGAUUGAUGAAGCAUUAGGUCUCUUUAAGAGAAUGGAAGCUGAAGGUUGUGAUCAAACUGUUUAUACAUAUACCAUUCUUAUGAGUGGAUUAUUCAGAGAACACAGAAAUGAAGAGGCAUUGAAGCUAUGGGAUAUGAUGACUGAUAAAGGCAUUACACCAACACCGGCUGCAUUUAGAGCCCUAUCGAUUGGGCUCUGUCUGUGUGGGAAGAUAGCCAGAGCUUGUAAGAUUUUGGAUGAGUUAGCACCGAUGGGUGUUAUUCCCGAGACAGCAUAUGAAGAUAUGCUGAAUGUGUUAUGUAAAGCAGGAAGGUUGAAGGAGGCAUGUAAGUUGGCUGAUGGGAUUAUAGACAGGGGCCGGGAAGUUCCUGGAAAAGUUCGCACUGCUCUACUGAACUCAUUAAGGAAAGCUGGGAAUGUAGAUCUAGCCUUGAAAUUGAUGCAUAGCAAGAUUGGUAUUGGAUAUGAUAGAAUGGGUAGUGUUAAAAGGAGAGUGAAGUUCCGAAUUCUCCUUGAUAUCUAG